Messenger RNA from Heterobilharzia americana, 1773 nucleotides. The record is from the annotation of a GenBank genome assembly. Lineage: Eukaryota; Metazoa; Platyhelminthes; Trematoda; Strigeidida; Schistosomatidae.
AUGUAUUCUCAUUAUUGUUUUCCUUUCAAGUUUCUUCAGAAGGGGCGGGUCCGCUUUCGAUUCUGUUCUGGGCUCGAUAGUUUUGAAAUGAACAAUUAUACCGGACAGUAUGGAUAUAUUUUCCCAAUGCAUCCAACGUAUACUUGGGGUGCUGCAAACCAAGCGCAUUCAGCGAUGCAAGAUCCACAUCUCACAUACAGUUACGAUUCCACUAAGCAACAACCUCUUCCUUAUGCUGAAUACAUGGGACCUCAGGUACAAGACUAUGAACCACCCGUAAAGGAUUUUAAUGGUCAGUAUGGUUAUCAUACGAAUUCCACACCUAUGCAAUCUGCUUCAACUUCUCAAUGGAGUUUAAAUCAAAUGCGAACCCUUCAUUGGAUUCAAGUUACUGGGGUGAUUCUCGGAAUGCAAGUCUUUCACGACAUCAAUCUUCUGCACCACCGAUACCUGAUCAAAAUCGGAAGCAGAAACUGCGAAUAUACUGCAAAUAUUGUGAAACAUAUACGUAAUUUUAAACGAAGCUUCAAUUCAAAUGAAGAUAAGAGAGUUAAAGCGAAAUCUCGAAGUGAUUACCGUAGAAAUAUAAAUAGGAACCGAAAACCGAAUUUUCACUGUGAAGAUUGCAAACGGUCAUUUCAAAAGAAGGAUCAGUAUCUUGAUCAUAUCACUACUGAAGGACAUAUGAAAAAACCCGAUCGUAAUAAAAAUGAUUCGGAUGAUGGAGAGUCUAGAAAGGCCUCGAGACGUACAGAUUAUUGUGAUGUAUGUGAACAGGCCUUCCAAAAUAGCCGUCACUUCUAUGCUCACUUGAAAUGGAAGAAGCACAAACGUCUGUGUAGAGUAACUAGACUGUUGAGAGGACAGCUAAAGAAGACACCCGAAGAAAUUGCUAGUGAUCCAGUUGGUUCAUUCACAUUAUACAUGAACAAAGACUGCUCUGUUCCAUAUGGGAACUAUGGAGAUUGUAAGGAAGUCGAAUUGGAUGCUGGAAAUGCAUUUUUGCAAAAAUUCCUCGACUUGAAACAUUUAAUCGCUCAAGAACCGAAUCCAGUUGGCGAGGAAUUUAUUCAGGAGCAAGUGUACAAUACACGAGAUUUGGAGUACACCUGUUCACUGUGUAAACUUGAUCUAAUUGGUGCCAUUGAUAUUGAAAAUCAUUUACGCAGUCAAAAUCAUCAGAAGAAAUACAAGGAGAAGUUCAAUUUGGAACAGUUUGCAUUUGAAGAAGAAAUGAAAUUGUCUGCAUCGGACGCAGUUUUUGCUGUAUGGAAAACAUGCCAGUCUAGAGCUAGUAAAGAAUUAGCGCGAAUUAUUUCAGAUAAAGGAUUUCAUUUAUGCAUUUGUGGCUUCCGUAUUACAUGCUACGAUGAUAUGAGAAGACAUUUUCCAAUAAAAUACUACGACAUUCAUCCACGAAUCCGUUCAUGGAAGAAAAGUUUAGAGAAAUGUAUUCGUUCACGUGCUGAUCGUCGUAGAAUUGAUUAUCGGGAUUGCUAUACUAUUUUAACAUUGUUUGGUCUACCCAGUCACAUAAUUGAUAUGAAAAGGGAGCAAGCUUUAGAGGCAGCUAAGGCUAAACUACUCGAAGAACCGAGUAAGGAGGAUUCAACAGAAGGUGGUCAGAAGGAUGAUGAAGAGGAUGAUGAGGAAGAAAAUGACGAUGAGGAAGAAGAGGAAGAGACCAAUCCAUCGAAAACAAUUGACAAGUCAACUAAAGAGUCCGCACCAAAUAUCGAGAGUCUGAAUGAACAACAACUAGAGUCAUCUUAG